Messenger RNA from Brienomyrus brachyistius, 3627 nucleotides. RefSeq names its product inverted formin-2-like. NCBI's taxonomy places the organism in Eukaryota, Metazoa, Chordata, Actinopteri, Osteoglossiformes, Mormyridae. Bases 156 to 1934 code for a protein of 592 amino acids. The transcript is spliced from 14 exons. Gene Ontology annotation, molecular function: actin binding. The record is from RefSeq and is a predicted model, not a curated record.
AGACCAAGGACAAGGGGUCAACGGCACCACCCAAGAAAGAGCCGAAGGAGGUGAAUGCUUAGGUUUCAGUGAUUUCUUUCAUUGAACCGAAGAAAAGCCUGAAUCUGAACAUUUUUCUGAAGCAGUUCAGAUGCUCUAAUCAGGAGUUUGUGGCCAUGAUACAGAAUGGGGACAGAUCUAAAUUUGAUGUGGAGGUCUUGAAACAACUUCUGAAGCUUCUUCCAGAGAAGCAUGAGAUCGAGAACUUGAAGUCCUUCCAGGGGGAGAACGACAAGCUGGCUAAUGUGGACCAUUUUUACCUCCUGCUUCUGAAUGUUCCUUGCUACCCGCUGAGGAUAGAGUGUAUGCUGCUGUGUGAGGAAACGGGGUCCCUUAUAGAUAUGCUGAAGCCCAAGGCUGAGCUGGUGGAUGGCGCCUGUGCCAGCCUUCGAGAGAGCACCCGGCUGCCCAGUUUCUGCAAGCUCAUCCUCAACGUUGGAAACUUCUUGAACUACGGGAGUCAUACAGGGAAUGCGGAAGGGUUUAAGAUCAGUACCCUGCUGAAGCUGACCGAGACCAAAGCCAAUAAAUCCCGUAUCACUCUACUCCAUCACAUCGUGGAGGAGGCUGAGGAACACCACCCUGAGCUUCUCAGCCUCCCAGACGACCUUGAUAUCUGUGAAAUGGCCGCUGGGGUGAACCUAGAGUCGGUCAAGAAGGAGGCAAACUCACUCUUCAAACGUCUUAGGGAUAUUCAAAAGAAGGUGGCAUCCUCUUCCAUUGAGGACAUCAAGGGGCAGUACCUGGACACUAUUGAGAGCAACCUGGAGGCCUGCAAGGCUCUGGAGGAUUGUUUUGCUGCCAUAGAGGAGAAGAGGGUGGGCCUGGCUCUGUACCUGUGUGAGGAUGUAAAUCGGCUCUCCUUGGAAGAACUCUUUGGUACCAUCAAGAGCUUCAGGAACCUCUUUCUCAAGGCCCUCAAGGAGAACCAGACUCUGAAGGAACAGGCAGCCAAAGCGGAGAAGAGGAAGAAGCAGCUGGCUGAGGAGGAAUCCAAGCGGCAGAAGGGGGAAAAUGGGAAGAUAAUACGGAAGGGCCCCGUGGUGCAGGAAGAGGGCUGCAUUGUGGAUCUCCUACUGGCAGACAUCCGGAAGGGCUUCCAGCUGAGGAAGACGCGGCCCAGGUGCGAAACGGAAAGCCGUCCCACUAGGGAAAUGCAUAGGGAUAAUGGCGAGCCUGGGCCAAAUGCCAAGUCUGCCGGAGAUACAGCCGAAGCCUCGGUCCCCGAGACCACGCAGACCGGCUGCUCGCCGGCAAGCAAAAGGCAGGUGGAGACCGAGCUCCCUGCCACAUCCCCAGAAGAAGCAGCUUCAUCGCAGGCUGAGGAACCACGAGCCAGCCCCCAGGACUCGAGCGAGUCUCAGUCAGGUCACUCUGGGGGCUGCCCACCUAAGUCAGAAGCUAGUGACACGCCCAUGUUCUCCACCCCUCCCCCAGCCACAGACGGGGACGUACCCCAACACGCUCCUAGCAGCAACAAGGAGCCGGGAUGUACCAGUGAACUUGAAAACAACACACCAGAAGGGGGCACUGGUGCGUGCCAUUCAAUUUCUCCCGAUGGUGCAUCUGCAGACAUUGAUAGAGAUGGCGAUGUUGCCGAGCCUGACAUGUCUGACAUGGGUGGGAACGAAGCCGGAUCCAGUGGAGAAGGCAAUGGGGAAGUGAACGGUGACGGGAAUGAUGCCGACGUGAGCCCGGUGACAUGCCACGUGUCGGACGGGACAGGUUUGCAGACGCCGGACUCCGUGCCGGACUCCGUGCCUGACUCCACUUUCCUGAAGCCUGAAACGAAAAAGUCACAGAAACAUUCGAAGAAAAAUAAAAAGAUCAGUGCAGAAGCAGAAGGUAACAGUGGAAAGAGGCACCCAAAUCAUAAUAGGUGUGGUUUGCAGUGAGGUAGGUCAAACUACUCAGUGUCCAACUAACUCCUGUGGGAGAGGGUGAGCCAAAAGUCAGAACGUAAUCUUCCUUAACUGCUUUUCCUGCCACUCAAUGAAUGAUGAAUCUUCAUCUAGUCUUGAUUUGUUUUAACCAUCCUAUUCCAUUGCUUUUAUCGGUGCUUUUCUUUGUGUGACUGCCUCUGAUUGUGACCUAAUGAAAUAUUGCAGAUUUGCUAUGCAGACGGUAUGUGUGAGAAAUAUUCUAGCCAUAAGACUGCCUUUGUCACGGUUGGCAGUCGAUGGACUAAAUUCAAUUCUAAUGACAAGCUGGCCGUAUGAUUAGAACAGCAGUAUGAUGCCCUUCCGGCCCCCCCAACAAAAAAAUGGUUGGGGACCCUUGGUCUUAGACAUUAUAGCAAAUCUUUCAAUUGAUUAUUAUUAUUAUAGACUCAGCUUCACUUGACUUAUUUGUCCAAGUCAUUUCAACACUCCAGAUUCUCCACACAUCAAUCAAUGGGAGAUUCAAUAUAUGAGUAGCAAUGGUGCAUAUUGCCCAAUACAUAGACUGACCUGCCAGCGAAACAUCAGAGCAACGUGAUUUUAACCCACUAACAUAUCUAAGACCUACCUGAAUGACCCAUAAACGUUUCCUGUCUUCACCGGACUCUCCCAUCCUGACAGUAACGGGAAAAGACCUGGAGGUGAUGCCACAUCUUCUUGGUCUGGUCUCAUAUUAUUACCGGAAAUUACAUUUGUGAUGCAAAUAACACCUAUGAAAUCUUCUCUUUUCUACAUUGCCUGGUUAUCUCUGUACAACACCAGACUCGUUAGGGAUUAAGGAUAAUAUUUUCUUCUGGUUUGGAAACUAAUUAUCCUCUGUCUUUUUUGUAGGUGGUUACAAGAAAAGGAAGACAAAAUGUCAAAGAAAAUGAUUUUUUUUUUCCUUGUUACUCUACUGCUGUUAUGUCACCUUGAGCUGGGUCUGGUCACUGCCUACAAUCGCUUAUUUAUAUGUCAUUUGAAUGAAGAUGGCUUGUGAAAAAGGACACUUUUUAUCAGUUUGAUAAACUGCUGUUAGAGAAUUCCUGUGCUUUUCCGGGGGAAAGUAGACCAAGAUGUGUGGGACACGUUUUGUGGAAUUUCAGAAAAGAGAAUGGAUAGUAAUUUAAUGUUUGUUUUGGAUUUGUGAUUUAUUUUUUAUUAACUAUACUUCCUGUGAUUGUCAACGAAAAAAACGGUCAUGUAUUAUAGAAAAUAUGUACUGGUCCGUAUGUAAAGUAUAGUAAUUGCAUUGCACUAUUCUACAAUAAUGCAAACAGCAGAUCUAUUCAAUAGCUUGAUUUGCUGAGAAAAUGAAUACUUAAUCGUUUUUUCUGUUUUUGCUUUUUAUAAAUUAUGAUGAUGCGCGUAUAGAAGUAAUGGUCCUUUUUCUUUUAUCACAACUGUCAACGUGUAACUCACCGAUGAGUGUUAUAUGACUAAGUUUUGUAAAUCUAACUGAAAAAGAAAAAGCUUUGUAUUGUUUUAGUUUUGAUAUGAGAGUGUCCUUUUACGGAACGUUUGUAAGAUUGUCGUCAUUUAUAUUAUUGAGCGGAAGUCUUUCUUUGAAUUAGUAUUUUCGUUUUACGUGACGCCGGUCUGUUUACUAAUGACAAUUCAUUAUUGUGUCUUAAAUCAAGGAUGUACAUCAAUAAAAAUCUAAGUUACA